Aphidius gifuensis is the source of this 1713-nucleotide messenger RNA. RefSeq names its product alpha-glucosidase-like. The transcript has a single exon. Bases 1 to 1713 code for a protein of 570 amino acids. The record is from RefSeq and is a predicted model, not a curated record. Gene Ontology annotation, biological process: carbohydrate metabolic process. NCBI's taxonomy places the organism in Eukaryota, Metazoa, Arthropoda, Insecta, Hymenoptera, Braconidae.
AUGUUACGAGAGUUACUUGUUAUAUUUUAUCUUGGUGGAGUAUUGACAAUUCCUCCUCCUCCUCCUCCUUCGCCACAUUCAUUGUCCAAUGAUGAAUGGUGGAGGGAUACAUUUAUUUAUCAGGUUUAUCCAAGAAGUUUUAAAGACAGUGAUGGUGAUGGGGUAGGUGAUUUAAAUGGUGUUACUGAAAAACUUGAUCAUCUUGUUGAUAUGAAUAUUAGUGGCUUAUGGCUUUCACCAAUAUUCACAAGUCCAAUGGUUGAUUUUGGCUAUGACAUAUCAAAUUUUACUGAUAUUGAUAAAACAUUUGGCACUAUUGAAGAUUUUACAAAAUUAACAUCAGCAGCACAUUCACGUGGUUUAAAAAUAAUACUUGAUUUUGUGCCAAAUCAUAGCUCAAAUGAACAUCCAUGGUUUGCCAAAAGUAUUAAAAAAAUUAAACCAUAUGAUAAUUAUUACGUAUGGAAAGAUGCUAAAAUUAUUAAUGGAACAAGACAACCACCAAAUAAUUGGCUCAGUAUAUUUUUUGGAUCAGCAUGGGAAUGGAAUGAAGAGCGUCAACAAUAUUAUCUUCAUCAAUUUGCAAUUAAACAACCAGAUUUAAAUUUUAAUUCACCAGAAUUACGUAAGGAAAUGGAAAAUGCAAUAUUAUUUUGGGCUGACAGAGGUGUUGAUGGUUUUCGUAUUGAUUCAAUGCCAUACAUGUAUGAAGAUUCUGAAUUUCGUGAUGAACCAGUUAUUCCUAAUAAUGGAUUGCAGCCAGAUGAUCCUGCAACACUUGAUCAUAUCUAUACAAAAGAUCAACAGGCAACGUAUGAUUUACUUAAAACAUGGAGAAAUGUUCUUGAUUCUCGUGGUGGAGAAAAAAAAAUAAUAUUAGUUGAAGCAUAUGCAACACUACCAUUGACUGUUAAAUAUUUUAAUUAUGGAGCAAAUAUACCAUUUAAUUUUAUGUUUGUAACUGGAUUAAAUAAUCAUUCAAGUGCUCUUGAUUUUAAACGUUCAAUUGACCAAUGGACAAGCAAUAUUCCCAAGGGUAAUUUUGUUUCAAAUUGGGUUGUUGAUAAUCAUGAUAAUCCAAGAACAUCAGCAAGAUUUGGUGUACAACGUUCAGAUCAAAUAUCAAUGCUUUGUGCAAUACUUCCUGGUGUUGGAAUUAUUUAUAAUGGAGAUGAAAUUGGAAUGGAAAAUGGUCCUGUAUCAUGGAAUCAAACAGUUGAUACACAAGGUUUAAGUGCUGGACCUGAUCGAUAUAUGCAAUUCUCAAGAGAUCCAGAGCGUACACCUUUUCAAUGGGACAAUACAACAAGUGCAGGUUUUUCAUCAAACAUUAAAACAUGGCUUCCCGUUAAUCCAAAUUAUAAAAAUGAUAAUUUAGCUGAACAAAAAAAAUCAUUGACUUCACAUUAUUCUAUUUUCAAAAAACUUGUUUUAUUAAAAUCUUUACCAAUUAUUAAAACUGGUACAUCAGAAGUUAUUUUAGCUGGUAAAGAUAUUCUUAGUGUUGUACGACGUCAGCCAAAUAAAACACCAGUAGUUUUACUUAUUAAUUUUUCUGACAAGUCUAUCACGGUUGAUGCGAGUGCAUGGUUAAAUAUACCUGACUCGAUGAAUGUAUAUGUAGCAAGCGUUGGAUCAAAUAUAACAUUUGGUUCUCGUCUAGACACAACUGCAUUGCAAUUACCUGGUGCUGCAUCACUGAUUUUAAAUUAA